Daldinia childiae is the source of this 930-nucleotide messenger RNA. RefSeq names its product rRNA biogenesis protein RRP36. The transcript has 2 exons. Gene Ontology annotation, cellular component: 90S preribosome; nucleolus. The record is from RefSeq and is a predicted model, not a curated record. NCBI's taxonomy places the organism in Eukaryota, Fungi, Ascomycota, Sordariomycetes, Xylariales, Hypoxylaceae. Gene Ontology annotation, biological process: maturation of SSU-rRNA from tricistronic rRNA transcript (SSU-rRNA, 5.8S rRNA, LSU-rRNA). Bases 1 to 930 code for a protein of 309 amino acids.
AUGGAACGAAUGACGACUUCCAAACGCAAAGCGCCACUUGCAAGCCUACAACGUCGUGUAAGGGCAAGAAGAGAUGAACCAGAAGAGAUCCCCAGUGACCAAUCCCAAGGAGAAGAGAGUAGUGAGGACGAGGGUUCUGAAGGACAGAGCGAUGAGCAAGAGGAUGACGAUGAGUCAGGCUCCUCAUCCGAGGAAGACGAAGACGAAGUAGAAGAUCCAUCAACAGCCGCCUCACAAAUCUCCUUCGGCGCUUUAGCUAAAGCUCAAGCAUCUCUCCCCGGUACACGACGAGGGAAAGGGCGCAAAAGCCAAGACGAUGAAGAUGAAGAUGAAGAAGAUAACGACAAGCGACACAAAGACCCACGAUCCGAGUCUAAAACGAAAAUAUCUACGCCACACCGUACCAGCAAACACGCCCCCACCGAGCAAACCAGCAAACGCCAAGUCACCCGCCGACGAGAAGUCAUAGCAACACACAAGCCCGUAGCGCGAGACCCACGAUUCUCCGCCGCAGUCCAGGGGCGGCCCGUAGACGAGGAGCGGCUCCAGCGCGCGUACGGCUUCCUCGACGAGUACCGGGACUCCGAGAUAGCCCAGCUGCGGGCCGCGGCCAGGAAGACGAAAGACGCGACCGCCAAGGAAGAACUCAAGCGCGCGUUAUCAUCGAUGGAGGGCAAGAAGAAGGCGCAGCAGGCGCGCGAGGCGGAGCGCAAGCUGCUCGAGGAGCACCGCCGGCGGGAGAAGGAGCUCGUGAAGCAGGGCAAGAAGCCCUUUUAUCUCAAGCGCAGUGAGCAGAAGAAGCAAUUGCUCGUCGACCGGUUUGCGGGCCUGAAGGGCAAGCAGGUUGAUCGGGUGAUUGAGCGGCGUAGGAAGAAGUUGGCUUCGAAGGAGAGGAGGGAUAUGCCGAUGGAGAGGCGGGAGAGGUCAUGA